GCCGCCCUCACACCUGCGGCGCACGACCUCCCCCCACACACACAAAGAGAUUUAAAAAUGGUCGACACCACCGCACCGACUACAUUUAUGCCCCUGUGUGCACCGCCCCUGUGUGUGGCGUGAGGCAGGGCACCACGCUGAGGCCCCGGGGUGCCACUGGUGCAGGGGUGAGAGGUGUGAGAGGGGUGAGAGAUGCUGGCUUCUCUCAUCCGCCUCCUUGCACCAUUGCUAAAUCCUUCAUUUAUUUAUCAUAUACUACUUUUUAUCGUGGUUUUAUUAAAUAUAUACUAUUCUAAAAUUAAUUUUGUUAUUUAUAAAGCACACUGGGUAUUAUCAUUUCAUUGUUAAGCGUGCGUAUUCGCAAAAAGUGCAAAAUUGUGCAAAACUUCAAAACUGCAGAUGUAUUCUAUAUAACCAUUUAAAAACAACGAAAAAUAAGAAACAUUUAAUACAUACUUUCACUUGGCCAUUUACAUUCAAUAUUGGAAUAAAAUGUCCCACGAGAUCACACACAAGGUAGAAAUGAAAUAAUCUAAAACUUUCCCCCGGAGUAAUGGCACAUCUCAACCAAUCAAAAUAAUCAAAUAGACUCUGGAAUUAGUGAUAUUACAGAAUGACAAUAUAUUAUAGAGUCAAAAAGCCAUAAUGAGAAGGGCGUGAGAAGACGGCGUGGUGGUCGACGUCGUGUUCCUCAGACUCGCUGCCUCUGUUUACCCCCCUGGCGGGCAAUUUAACUCUCUCUCUCUCUCUCUCUCUCUCUCUCUCUAAUAAAUACGAUAAAUAAAACAACGUGCACCUGAUCCUAAUUCUACAUUCAUGUCAGCUCUUCAAAACAAAGAGAUGAAUUAUAAAAGGAAAGAGACUAAUUGUUUAACUCUCUCUUCAUCCCUCUCUGACCCCCCCCCCAACACUCACUCCCAAUAAAUCAAUAAAAAUUAAUAAAUAAAUGGAUAAUCAAAGCCACUAACACGUAAUUCUAAUCAUACGCUCCUCUAAGUUUUUCAGAAUAAACAGAUAAAUAAUAAAAGGAAAAGCGAGCGAUGGUAACUUUCCCUUUCACUCUUAAUGAAUAAAUAAAUAAAUAAAUAAAUAAAUAAAUAAAUAAACAUCCACCUAAUCUUUAUCCAGCAUUCCUCUCAGCUCUUCACAAUAAAUAAAUUAAUAAUAACAGGAAAAGCAAGUCCUGGGAGAAAUAAGUUUCCACGUGUGUGUGUGUGUGUGUGUGUUGGUUACCUGGGCAACACUCCCCAGGUGAACCAAAGCCACGGUGGUUGCCUCACUUCCUCUGGCUCUCUGGCUCCCUCUGGCUUCCUUUCCACUAGUUUACCCCCUCCCGGCUCGUCUGUGGCUCACGCAUUACAAGUUCACUGGCUCUCUGGUUCCCUGUCUAACUGGUUGGCUCUCCUCUAGAACUGAAGGGUCGUUGCAGUUAUGACCAUGCUGGGGGGACCUGAGACUGCCCCGGGCCCUUUCCCUGAGGACCAAAUGCUAAGACUGGACCGGGAACUGGACCAGCGUAUGAUGAACCUUCUGCGGCCCAGACCCAAGGUCACAGGUCAAAGGUCACCCCAUAACAUGACCCACAGACCGACACAUCACCAUCCCCCCAAGCCUCGCCCCACUGGCCAUAUUUUUGGUCUAAGAAAUGGGCAAAUAGAGGGAAUGGGUGGAGGGGUGAUGGGAGUAGUGGGAGAUGAGGGUGGUGAUGGGGUGAUGGGUGGUUAUGAGAGAUGGAGUGAAGGGAAGAUUGUAGAGAGAGGAGGAAGAGGGGAAGAAGAGAGGAUAGUGGUAUAUGAUAAAGAGAGGAAAACAGGAAGAAGAGAGAAAGAAGAGGAGGAGGCAAAGGAAUAUAGUGAAGAUAGGAAUAAAGAAAGAGAAGAAAAUUAUAAAGAAAACACAAAUAGAAACAUAGAAGGAGAUAAAGAAAAUGAAAAUCAAUCAUAUGAAAGAAGAGAGAAUGAAAGACUAAAAGAGAAGAGCGAGCAUAAAGAAGAUGAAGAGGAGGAAGAGAAAGAGGAAGACUAUGCUAUAUUUGAUGAGUUUCUCGAUGCCUCAACACGCUGCCGUCUUCGUCAACUGGCCAGCAAAGUUGAGGCACUCUCCCAGGCACUUCAUCUAGCCAGAGAGGAGUGCCAGCAGAUGGCAAGCAGUAAGAGGGAAUCAAGCAGGGCAGUACAAGCAGCUGAGAGAGAGUGUAGAGCGAUGGCUAAACAAACACAGGUGAUGAAGCAGGAGUUGGCAAGGCUUCAGAAGACAAACGCUGACCUCAGACUGAGAGUGAAGGAGCUGGGCCAGGAGUGUCAGGCCCUACGUAAGGAGGCGUCUGAGGCAAGGCAGAGGGAGGCAUGUAGGGGCGCGGGGCACACCAGCCUCCAGGGGCACCUCACAAGGGCCAGGGCAGAGAAUUUAAACCUAAAGGAGCAGCUGGUUAACUCAAAGGCACUUCAUAAGGAGGAGGUGGAGGAGCUGAGGAGGAAACUGAGAGAGGGGGAGGAAAAGAGGAGAGACGUGGAGAGAGAUCGGAGGGAACUGAGAGCUGUGACAAAGAAACAAGACAAAUUAAUUGAGAUUCUUCACCAGCAGAAGAGUCACCUAGCCGCAGCGAAAGCAACAGCAGGACUAGAACAGAAAUUCCUGUCCCUCAUCGCACCACUUCAUCACCCCUGACCUUGCAAAACAUUGACCUGACCUUCUUAAUCCUCUUAUUUUUAGUUACUUCCUCUUGAGCUUCUUAAUCUUCCUACCAGUGAUCUUAAUCUGUUCAAUCUCCUGUGCUGUGGUCUGUGGGUCUUGAUGUAUAAGGGUGGGUUGGCUUGAAAUGCUGUGAUGUAUAUGAAUUUGCUGUUAUUUUCAUUAGUUCGUUAAUUCUUGGUCUUAAUUAAAUAUGGCUA
This is a messenger RNA of Scylla paramamosain (green mud crab), 2891 nucleotides long. RefSeq lists its product as uncharacterized. NCBI's taxonomy places the organism in Eukaryota, Metazoa, Arthropoda, Malacostraca, Decapoda, Portunidae. The transcript is spliced from 7 exons. The coding region runs from base 1432 to 2667 and encodes 411 amino acids. The record is from RefSeq and is a predicted model, not a curated record.